Messenger RNA from Mesocricetus auratus (golden hamster), 952 nucleotides. It is a transcript of the gene CUNH11orf58, whose product is annotated as chromosome unknown C11orf58 homolog. Bases 159 to 704 code for a protein of 181 amino acids. NCBI's taxonomy places the organism in Eukaryota, Metazoa, Chordata, Mammalia, Rodentia, Cricetidae. The transcript has 5 exons. The record is from RefSeq and is a predicted model, not a curated record.
CGGCCGCAGCAGUGACGACUGUGGCGGAGAAGGCCCGGAGGGGCUCUGCGUUCUGGAGUGGCGCUGCUUGGGCCGGUGGCUGAGUGAGGGCUGCUGGUUUCGCGAUUGAGGAGAACUGCGAGUGUGUUCGGUCUGUCCCCGUCGGGAUCCCAGCCACGAUGAGUGCUGCCCGGGAGUCUCACCCGCACGGGGUGAAACGUUCAGCCUCCCCCGACGACGAUCUUGGAUCUAGCAAUUGGGAAGCAGCAGACUUGGGCAAUGAAGAGAGAAAACAAAAAUUCUUGAGACUUAUGGGUGCAGGAAAGAAAGAACACACUGGUCGUCUUGUUAUAGGAGAUCACAAAUCAACAUCUCACUUCCGAACAGGGGAAGAAGACAAGAAAAUUAAUGAAGAACUGGAGUCUCAGUACCAGCAGAGCAUGGACAGUAAACUAUCAGGCCGAUACCGGCGGCACUGUGGACUUGGCUUCAGUGAGGUAGAAGAUCAUGAUGGGGAAGGCAAUGUGGCUGGAGAUGACGAUGAUGACGACUCGCCGGAUGCCGAGAGUCCAGAUGACUCGGACAGUGAUUCUGAGUCUGAGAAGGAGGAAUCUGCAGAAGAACUCCAUGCUGCUGAGCAUCCUGAUGAUGCAGAAGACCCGAAGAGCAAAAAAGAUGCGAAGAGCAAUUAUAAGAUGAUGUUUGUCAAGUCCAGUGGCUCAUAACUAUUAAACACUUAGUCUUUGUAUUAAAAGUAAGCCUUAUUGUUAUAAUGCACAGUGGAGGACUGCUUAUAGAGCACAGACCUUUGUAUUAUAAUUUUUAAAAAGGCCCUUUUAAAUAACUACAAAGAGUGUUUGCUUUCAAAUGCCGUGGGUCACACUUUUCCGGGCAUGACUAUAACCAUUUUUGUAAAGAGUCAGAGUUGUAUAAAAUGAAAUGAGAAAUAAAUACUGUACUCAGCUUCCUUUCA